AUGUUCGAGGACGUCUCGCGAUCGAAUUGCUACAACUACGGGGACGCCCUCUACUGGGACGCGCGGUACAUAGAGGAAGGCGACACCUCGUUCGACUGGUACCAGCGUUACUCCGCCCUCCGUCCCCUUGUCCGCAAGUUCGUCCCGACAUCCUCCAGAAUUCUCAUGGUCGGCUGCGGCAACGCCGGUAUUCGAUUUCCCUAAGUUUCUCCUCACAUCAGUCGUUGAUUUUUGCGUUUUCCUAUGCGUCGUUGGUUAUCUUUUUGCCGUAGGUGGGGUUCGUUGAGUUGAAUUAUCCAUGUAUUUGAACAAUUCGCGUAGUUCCGGUAGCGAGUUGGGACUGACCGCUGCUAUACUGUAGGAUGUAUUAACAUGAAACCCUACGGUAAUCGUGUUGGGGUUUGAAAUUAUUGACUAUGGAACAAUUUCCGUUUUUCAAUCACAUACGUUGCACGGCAUUGGGGCUCAGAGGUCCGGAAGCCCUCUAUUUGAGCAUAAUAUGUUCCAAGGUGGAUAGUGGUCGGAUUGGAGAAAGAUGAGAAAAGUUGAUUUGGUUAGUUCUGAUAUGGCAAAAUUGUUGAGGUAUUUAGGCAGUUACUCCUGAUGACCUGCCCCAGAGAGAAUGACUUGGCUUGCAGUCGUGAUCGUCGGCAAGAGUUCCUAAACAGAUUAGUGCGGGGCAACAGAACAUAGGAAACUGUAUUCUCCUACUCGUCUUAACCAUUAUCUAUUUCUUUUCUUUCAUCUACUGCUUUAUUCUUUUUAAAUUUGGAUCGAUUCUCUGUUCUGUUUUCAGUUCUUCAUUCUGAUUUUAACGGGAUUCAGUGGAUCCUGGUUGUUCUUGCCCUUAAAGGGUCAAUAAAAUACAAUGCUGUGCAAUGUCUCCCACAUCUCAAUAUUUAAAAAUUACACUGAUUCGGUGACUGUAGUGUGGGAAUUAUGGUUUGGUUCCAUAACAUAACAGAACCCGAGAUACAUAUGUCAGCAUAGCCAACUCACAUGCCAUUGGAGAUUUCUAAUUUUUUUCAUGUUGUAGAGUCUCAUUCUCUCAAACUGUUCAUUUACAAAAAUCUGAAAUAUCUAUAUAUUUUCGUUUGUGGCUAAUAAUGAAGGCUUCUAUCCUGCAGUUAUGUCAGAAAACAUGGUACAAGAUGGUUAUGAAGAUAUAAUGAAUAUUGACAUCUCUUCGAUUGUAAUUGAAAUGAUGAGAAAGAAAUAUGCCAAUGUUCCUGAACUGCAAUGUAUCCUUUUUGAUCAACAAAUAUUAUUAUUUCAGUUUCUCAGUCACAUGCUUACUAUACAAAGAACUUUAAAUACCUUUCGCACACUGUCUAGACCCUUAAUCAUUUAUAGACAUGCAGAUGGAUGUUAGAGAUAUGAGUUUCUUUCCUGAUGAAUCAUUUGACAGUGUAAUUGACAAGGGUUCGUGUCCUCUAUUUUACUGUAUCUUUUCAAGAACUGUGCCUUAAAUUCUGUAUUAAUUUGUGCUAAAUUAAUCUUGCCUUUUUUUGCUGAUUGACAUAUUGGUGUUUAUGUAGGAACACUGGAUUCUUUGAUGGUACGGAUUAAUAUUUGAGAGGCGCUCGUAAUUUCUGAAGCUUAUUUCUCGUGCUUGACCUGAUUCUGCUGAUAAUUUUUUAUGCUAGUGUGGCAUCAAUGCUCGAAUAAGUGCUUCCCAAAUGCUAGGAGAAGUGAACAGGUUGCAUCUGAGAAGUAUUGAAGUAAUCUUUUUUGCGCUACAUGUUAGAAUUUCUGAUAUGAACGGUUUUUCUUUCAUUUAAUCAUUUUCAAAAUCUCUAGGCUACUAAAACCGGGAGGAAUUUACAUGUUGGUAUGUUUAUAAAACUUGAAGUUAAAGCUUUAUUGGGGAUUACGUACUGGAAGCUCAAUGAAUCUGGCCCAUUCUCCUUACAGAUUACUUAUGGUGACCCGUCUCUCCGGAUUCAUCAUUUGACCAAGGAAGGACGUUGGAAGAUAAGAUUAUACAUUUUACGUGAGUACUAGAUUAAUCCUUGAUGUCCUUAGUGUCAUCAGUUUGUUUUCGAGUUUAUUUUGUGGUUUCUAAUUUAGUGAACAAUGCAAACAAGUAACUUCUUAAGCUUCAUCUUAAUCUUCCAGUCUACUUCUUAGGCUUACAAUAACAAAAAGAGAAUGAUUAUUCUUGCCCAUCUCAUUUGAUUGCGAUUUUUUUGUGUGAAGUGCCUCAAAUAAUUUCCAUUUUGAGUAUUGUUGACAUGUGAAUGAUGCUCAAAUAAAAUGGUACUUGAUGAAAUUUGCUUCAAAGUGUCAUUUACCUCUUCAAAAUUUUGGUCAAGGCGCUCUUGAAAAUCAAGAAAUUACAUUCUAAAGAAUGGGCCUACAUCAGUGACAAUAUCCUCAUUAUCCUGCAAACUUUUGCCUUGUAGAAUCUUCACUAGGUUUAAUCUAAAAGUAGCAACCUUGCCUUUAUAUCAUUUGACGCAGCCAAAGUUCUGUGAAGAAAAAAAUUCAUCCUUGAAUCCACAAGACACGAAAUUUCAAUGAAAAAACGCACUUCUGAAUUUACAGAAUUGGAGGCUUCAACCGUGAACCUACAGAGGCUUAUUAGCGGCAACCGUGAAAGAUGAUUUGUCCCACAAGUAAAGAGGAACACUUAAAAGAGUAAGACUCGUAAUAAUUCUAGUUGUCCUGGGUUUAUAAUGUGGGGGCCUUUAAACAGGCCUUAACUUGUUUGACAUAGUUUUCUCGCACUUUAUUUGGGCCCAAUAAGGUCCUAGGCCCUCUUUUAGCCUUUUCAUCUUUACAACCUAUUUCCAAAGAGUUGGGCCUCUAGUUUUGGGCUUCUCCUACUUAUGUGCGCUCUGGACUACGUGAUUCGUUGAUUUCAUUCAUAUGUGCUAGGCAAUGGUGGCUUUAUUGGUACCUAUAUUGUUUAAUAUUAUUUUUAAAAAUUAAUAAAAAUGGCUGCUUCGACUUUGAAAGAAAAGGAAAUAGCAGAACGGUGAACACCAAUUAGGAAAACCCUGGAAUGGCUGGUAAAAAUCCGGUUUAUUAGGUCUGGCUCGCUAGUGAUGAGCUAUCCUAUAUAUACAUGCAGAUAAACAGAGUGAAGUUUGGCAGAUCCUCGUUCAUCAAGGUAUAUUAUUGAACCUUUACCAGCAAAAGAAUUAAGAAAUAAAUUGAAGGCACCUGUUAUAAGAAGAAAAUGAUUCCCUUUUCUGAGCAUCUUUGAGAAUGCUUGAUCACAUCCUCAGAAAUAAAGAGGACGUAGAAAGGGAGAAUCAUAGCUAUUGUUCAAUCAAGUACACCCUCUUUGUCUUCCUGCUUCGACCUGCUCACUUUUUGAGCGUCACAAAUUUUUCUUUUGAGGGGUCUUUGGAGGGCCACCGUGUUAACGCUGUCCUUUGUGGUGCCGUCUUCGUCCUGCCGCGUCUCCUAGUCCAUGGUGGCAGUAUUUUGAUUAUUUGAGAUUCAUCUGGCUGUUUUGUGAGGGAUUCAUAGGCCCUUGCACCACCCUAUGAGAAAUCUGAUGAGCCCUGGAUCAUUUUCUACAUGGAUAUCAUGAAUGGGCACACAAUCUUUUAUGAUCUUGAGAUCGAUGUUUUUACUGUAUUGGUGAACCCAUGUGACUCUAACACAGAUUGCUCUCAUCAACCUUUUUUUUUUCCUCCAGCCCGGCCAGGCUUUCAGAGUUCGGAGGGUUGCAGCUCCUCAAGAAGGCCGCUCCUUGAGCCUGUGGCGCUUACAGAGAGGGGCCUUCUCCCUCCUGGCUUCGCUCCGGAAGACCCUGAUUCCCACUACAUCUACGUCUGCACAAAGCUGCAAGGAAUCUCCGGGCUCACAUCGGCUACAUCUCUGGACUUUCGAGAGUAG
Molecule: messenger RNA, 3852 nt
Organism: Spirodela intermedia
Lineage: Eukaryota; Viridiplantae; Streptophyta; Magnoliopsida; Alismatales; Araceae
Source: the annotation of a GenBank genome assembly